CUCUUGACGCUCCAUUCUCCUUGUCUUGUUUGUUGUUGAUGAGCGUUGCGCAUGUCUUCCAUUUUUGCCCCCGGUUACUCUUUUAACAUUCCCGACUUUGAGGUCAACGAGGCCGUCGGCGGGUGUAUGCCUGAGACUCCGGAAGAUAGUGGAGCAUAUGGGAGAAUCCAUGAAGUGUUCUUGAGCUUCAGAGGUGAAGACACACGUGCUUCUUUCGUUUCGCAUCUCUCUGCCUCUCUUCAGAAUGCUGGAAUCGAUGUUUUCAAGGAUGAUGAGUCGCUCCGUAGGGGAGAUCACAUUUCAGACUCACUGCUGCGAGCAAUUGAAGAGUCUGAAAUUAGUGUUGUUGUGUUCUCAACAAAUUAUGCAGGGUCUCCGUGGUGCUUGAAUGAGUUAGGGAAAAUAAUGGAGUGCCACAGAACCAUAGGGCACAAAGUUCUCCCGGUGUUCUAUGAUGUUUAUCCCUCCGAAGUGCGCCAUCAAAAAGGCGAGUUUGGAAAAGCACUCGAAAAACUUCAGGAGAGGAUUUUAAGCUACGUGAAUGAGGAGUUUCCGCAAUUGGUGCGUGGGAUUGGUGACAAAUCGGAAGUGAUGGAUUCCCGAUUGAAGGUCAUGUUCCCGAAUUGUAGGAAGGCACUUCGUGAGGCCGCUGGCAUGUCAGGUGUUGUAGUACUCAACUCCAGAAAUGAAAGGGAGACUAUAAAAAAUAUUGUUGAAAAUGUUGCACAUUUGUUAGACAAGACAGAGUUAUUUGUUGCCAAUAAUCCAGUGGGAGUAGAACCUCGAGUACAAGCAAUGAGUCAAUUGCUACUCCAAAAAUCAUCAAAUGAUGUCCUACUAUUAGGGAUGUGGGGGAUGGGAGGCAUUGGUAAAACAACCAUUGCUAAAGCCAUUUACAAUAAGAUUGGCCGCAAUUUUGAGGGAAGGAGCUUCCUUGCAAAUAUCAGGGAAGUUUGGAGGCAAGACGUUGGCCAAGUCAAUUUACAAGAACAACUUCUGUCUGAUAUCAACAAAGAAACAAAAAUAACGAUACAUAAUGCUGAAUCAGGAAAAAAUAUAUUAAAAAAAAUACUUUGCUAUAAAAAGGUACUUCUUGUAUUGGAUGAUGUGAAUGAAUUGGACCAACUAAAUGCUUUAUGUGGAAGUUACAAAUGGUUUGGUCCAGGUAGUAGAAUAAUCAUUACCACUAGAGAUCAAGAUAUACUCAGAGGGAGAGUUGACAUAGUAUAUACAAUGAAAGGCAUGGAUGAAGGUGAAUCCAUUGAGCUUUUUAGUUGGCACGCAUUCAAGCAAGCAAGUCCUAAAGAAAAUUUUACCCAACUUUCUAGAAAUGUAAUUACGUAUUCCGGGGGAUUGCCACUAGCCCUUGAAGUGCUUGGGUGUUAUUUGUUUGAUAUGAAGGUAGCAGAGUGGGAGAAUGUAUUGGAGAAACUUAAGAGAAUUCCUAAUCAUCAAGUACAAAAGAAGUUAAAAAUAAGCUAUGAUGGUUUAAAUGAUGAUACUGAGAGAGAUAUAUUCCUCGAUAUAGCUUGUUUCUUUAUUGGCAUGGAUCGGAAUGAUGUUAUACAUAUAUUAAAUGGUUGUGGGCUUUUCGCAGAAAAUGGAAUACGUGUCCUUGUAGAGCGAAGCCUUGUAACAAUUGAUAAUAAAAACAAGCUUCGAAUGCAUGAUUUGAUAAGGGACAUGGGAAGGGAAAUCGUUCGUGCAAAUUCACUAAAGGUUCUUGAGAAGCGUAGCAGGUUAUGGUUUCAUGAGGAUGCGCUUGAUGUAUUAGCAAAAGAAACGGGAACAGAAGCUAUUGAGGGACUGGCUUUGAGGUUAUCAAUAAAUAAUGCAACAUGUUUGAGCACUAAAGCUUUUAAAAACAUGGAGAAACUUAGGUUGCUUCAACUUGCUGGUGUAAGACUUGAUGGAGAUUUUAAAUAUCUUUCCAAAGAUCUUAGAUGGCUGUGUUGGCAUGGAUUUCCUUUAAAAUACAUACCAACAAACUUUUAUCAAAGAAAUCUUAUUUCAAUUGAGUUACAAAACAGUAAUGUUCAACUUGUGUGGAAAGAAGCUCAGCGGAUGGAGAAACUUAAAAUUCUCAAUCUUAGUCAUUCUCAUUCUUUAACACAGACUCCAGACUUUUCAAAAUUGCCUAGUCUUGAAAAGUUAGAACUCAUAGAUUGUCCAAAAUUGUCUAAGAUUUCUCAUACCAUUGGACAUCUCAAUCGAAUUCUUCGAAUAAAUUUGCAAGAUUGUAUUAGUCUUCAUAACCUUCCAAGGAGUAUUUAUAAAUUGAAAACCCUUAAAACACUCAUUCUUUCAGGAUGUUCAAAGAUUGACAAGUUGGAAGAAGACUUGGAACAAAUGGAGUCUUUGACAAUCCUUGUUGCAGAUAAGACUGCAAUAAAAAGAAUUCCGUUUUCAAUUGUAAGGUCAAAAAGCAUUGGAUAUAUUUCUUUAUGUGGUUAUGAAGGAUUCUCGCGUGAUGUGUUUCCUUCUAUCAUUUGGUCUUGGAUGUCACCAACCAAUAGUCUCUCAUCCUGCAUUCAAACAUCUGUGGGAAAGUCAUCUCUUGUUUCUUUAGAUGUGCCAAAUAGCAGUUCUCAUCAUCUAUCAUAUAUUUUAGAGAACCUUCCAAAGCUUGAAAGUCUUUGCAUAGAGUGCGACUCAAAACUUCAACUAACUCAAGAAGCAAAAAAUAUUAUAGAUGCCUUAUAUGCCACAAAUUCUGAGGAUUUAGAAUCAACUACAACUCCCUUAGAAAUGCCAGACAUUGAUGCUUCUACAUUAAUUGAAUGCAACAAACAUGCACACACUUCAGGGUCACAAAAAUUGUUGGCAUGUCAUUUAAUUCAAAUGGGAACAAGUUGCCGAGUCACUUAUAUUCUGAGACAAAGCAUUUUACAGAAUAAAAGUACUGGUGAUUGCAAUUAUGUGCUCCCUGGUGAUAAUUAUCCAGAAUGGUUAACAUUUGACAACCAAGGUUCUUCUGUGAUUUUUGAAGUCCCUGAAGUAAAUGGACACAACUUGAAGACAAUGAUGUGUCAUGUUCAUUAUUCUUCACCAAACAAUAUAAAAUCAACCGGCUUGAAAAACUUACUGGUGAUAAAUCACACAAAGACCACCAUUCAAGUUUUUAAGAGAGAUGCAUUACUUUUCUGUGACAAUGAGAAGUGGCAAAAAGUACUAUCAAAUAUAGAUCCUAAAAACGAAGUGGAAAUUGUUGUUGUUUAUGAGAGCAAAUUAAUUGUGAAAAAGAUAACAGUUUAUCUCAUAUACGAAGCAAUAGAUGAACACAUGGAGCACUACCAAACAUCAAAUAAGAAUGAAAUUGUUUCUAGUGAUGAUGAAAGUGUAUGUGUUGUUAGGUCGACCUCUCCUAAAGUGUGCACUCAAUUUGGUCACGGUGGCAAUGGUAAACGAGGUUGCUUUGGCCGAAGAGGUGGCCAUGAUGGUCAUAGCAAUGUUCAAUGUCAAGUAUGCAAUAAAAUUGGCCACAUUGCUACCAAUUGCUAUCAUCGUUUUGAUCCCAAUUAUGAUGCUCCAGGCAAUUUUCAGUUUCAGAAUCAAUUCCCUCAACAGCAACAAUUUCACUUCUUUUAUAUGCAUCCUACACUAUUACAAUAUUCCAUUCUCCUUUUAUUAAUUGUUAUUUUAUUUAAGUUGUUAGUGUAAACUAGUUUAACAGGUAACUUGUGUACGUUAGUUUGUUUCUUGUUCUAUUUUAU
Molecule: messenger RNA, 3713 nt
Organism: Cajanus cajan (pigeon pea)
Lineage: Eukaryota; Viridiplantae; Streptophyta; Magnoliopsida; Fabales; Fabaceae
Product: disease resistance protein RUN1
Biological process (GO): signal transduction; defense response
Molecular function (GO): ADP binding
Source: RefSeq, a predicted model, not a curated record